GGCUAAACACAGCGCCAUUCGUGCUCGGUCGUAGAGCGUCCCGCGUUUUCGUUCGUUUGUUUUUCAGUUGCUGCUUUGAAUUAAAUUUUGACAUAAACAGCGUUUUAUAAAAAUGAGUUCUUUCCUUAAUUUGCUAUCGGAUGAUUGUGUUAACUUCGAAAAGUGCGGCGAUGUGAUCGUGUCAACCAAGGAUAAUAUGAUUGGCAUAUUUUGUCAUUUCUGUUGCGACAUUUACACAAAUCUGUCGGAAUUUCUGCAUCAUUUGCAAUGGAUGCACAACAAUAGGCUGGGCUUCACCAAGCCGCACAAUGUAUACACCGUAGAGGAGCUGAUGGCACAGGAAGAGGCGCAAACACAGGCGAAUCUCAGCAGCCAUAGCAGCGAUUCCGGGCUGCCAGCUGAUGCUACAGCAGCAGCUGAAGCUACCUGCUUGGGGCGUGGCAACAGCUGCGACAUGGCAACCGAACCAAUAAAUCAGAAUAUUUGUAAGGCAUUGUCCGAAUUGGACUACAGAAGAACCAAAACCAUAAACAAGAAUGAAACUGUGCUGCAGUGGCGGGCAGAAGUAGACAAAUGUAUACCGUUGCCGGCGGAUGCUGAAACUAGGGACAUACUAGCCGAAGUGGAGGCCUUGUUGGCAGAGUCUGAUCCAUCGACUAAGGAUACAAUAGUUCCUGACAAAGCACAGCCACAGGCGAAAGAUGAAACGGAAGUGCAAACUGCUACCUUGCCAGAUAUAGAUGAGCAGCACAAAGAACAUUCCAAGGCUGAGCAUUUGAAGAACAAACAGACUCCAGUGGAAUCCACAAUUCCUAAAACCAGAGACUGCAAAGUAAACAACACGGACACGCAGCUCGAAGAGCACAACACGAGCAGUGCCCGACGCUCCAACUUGGAAACUACCAAACUAAAAUCCGCCAAGUCCAAGUCCACUUGUAAUUACAAGAGCUAUGCGAUUGCGCGCUCCGUACGCAAGCGCCAGCAACAGCAGCGCUUGAAUAAUAUCAAAAAGCGCAUAGUGCGUUCGCUGGAAAACGAUUCGCGUAAGUUGCAGUACGUGCCGCUCAAGCUAGCCAAUAUGGAAACACUUAUUGAGGAUCUUUUAAAAAUCAAAAAUAUGCCACAGCAAAAGCAAAUGCCAUCAAUAGAGCCCUUAGCUAAGGACGAGUGUAAGUUAUCACCCGCGAAAAUUGAGGAUUUACUAAAUACAGGACCUAAAUUAAAUAUGCAAGGCGGAGAUAAUUCAAAAUUACUUAAAAAUAACACAGCCAGCAGCACUGUUGAAAUCGUGUUAACCGUGUCAGAGUUUAGAGGACCUAUUGCAAAGGACGCGGCUUUAAUUAAUCCAAAGUCCAAUCCAAACCGUGCUUUAGUAAGUACGAUUAAAGCCGACGAUAAAAAGGCUAUAGUAAGAGACACAAAAAAUAUUAAGGUACAAACACAACCUGAACCAAAUACGUCUUCGCUAAAGCAAGACAAGGAGAAUGUCUCUGUAGUUGCGCAACUACCUUCAAAAGCCUUAAUAAAAACCUCAAGUAGCGGCACAGCGAAAAAGUCUGUGGAGCUAAUCAAAGACCCAGCUCUAAUUAAUCUAAAGUCUCGACUGAAUUCCAAUCCAACCCAAUCAGUCCAAUCUUUAGUAGAGGAGAUUAAGGCCGAUGAGAGAAAAUUUUUAAUUAUACUGAAUGAUAGAAAGGGAAAGAGUUUAGCAGAAACAAAACCAAAUGCAGCUGACUUGGCUAAACAUACAACCAAGAUGCCUGGUAACCUGAACUCGGAAAAGCCAAGGGCUAGCAGAUCAGAUCCUAUUGUAAUAAACAAAAUCGAGAUAUUGCCUAAGCUUAAUAUUAAUAAUGUGCACAACAGUCAGUUAACAAAAAAAAACCCACAAACACAACAGAAGGUACCAAUGCUUGGAUCUUCACAGGCCCAAAACAACAAUCAGGCCAGGAAAACGGCUGUUAAGCGAAGAUCUUCAGUCGCAGUCGAUAGAAGCACGACAAUUUCGUCUGAAAUGCCAAUCAGGCGACCCUCAUAUCCAGUGCCCAGCACACAAAGCAGUCGACUACAGACAAUUAAAAGGGAACCACCUAAGCCGGAAGGAAACGCAAACAAACGAAAGCAAGCUGCAAUGCAUAUUACGGAUUCUUCAAAAGUUGCAGCCGAGGCAAAACGAACAAAAACGGAGCACAGUACGUCGGACAGUGGCUCGCUAGGCUUCAACCUAUCCGACAGCGUAGUUGAGUUUCUACAGCGCGACCUGAAAACCUUAACCAAUGCAGAUAGUUUGCUGCAAUUGGCUGAGCCUGGCGAGCUGGAGCGCAGUGGCGGUGAGUUGAGCGAACAUGAACAGAAGCAGGCACUGGCGCAACAGAAGGCAACUGAAAUUAAAACAAAUUCAGAACCCAAAGAGCUGCGCAAUGAUUUAUAUUUGCUUAGAGCAGUUGGGCUGUCCAUUAUAAAGGAUGCGAAUUAUGAGGAACUAAAAACAAUUGAAUUUGUCGAUGCAUUACGUGCAAGGGCAGCUAAAUUUGUCAUAAUGCUGCGAAAAUAUACAACGAAAAUAAAACACACUGCUACGAGAUUUAAUAAACAACAGGCACAAAAUAUAGUAAAGGAGUUGCUCAUGUUCACAGCAGAGGUCAAUGCCGAAUUUAAGAUCAAUUUAAAUGUCUGCGAACUGAAGCGCAUUUUAAAUUUAAUCAAUGCCUGGCAUGCACAGCAAAUUGAUCUGAAGUUCUUCAAAAAGAUCACUCUAACGUCUACAAUCGAACAUUAUAUGAAGCUGUUCGCUUUUAUGCCCAAGAUCAAUUCUUGUGCUUAUUACUGUGAGUGGUGCGAGGAGAGCAGCAGCAACAAGUCGCGCUACGAGAAGCAUCGUAUAAUACAUCUGUAUCGAUCCAUCUGUCCCCAUUGCAAGCGCGUCUUUAAGAAGCAAGGUUGCCUAAUUAAUCAUCUGCGCUCCACGCAUGGACAGGAACAAUAGCGUUGUGCCAUAUUACCUGUAGCUUUUAAGUUUCUUUAUAGAUUAACCUUAACCUUAGUUUAAUAUUUUUUCACAUUUACAAGCAUAGAGUACAUUUUAGUAAUACAUUGUAUAAGGAGUCAGCUUAGAUAUCGUAUCCGUCAACGAUGUCAAAGCCAAGAAACGUAUAAGUUUCGUUGUGCCAAAAAACAUAGCUUUUCAAUUGAAUACUAUCUUAGCUAAACUAAGCUCAAAUCUAUUCAAUUCUGUAAAAAUUAAAAAACGAGAUCAGAGAUUUCAUUGUUAUACAUAAAAAGUAAUAUGUAUUAGAUGUCAAGUCUAAGGAAUAUCAGAAUUUCCUUGUAUUAAACUAAACAUAAUCUUAACUUUUUGUAUCUAUGCUAAACUAUAGAUAAAACUUAAGUUCCAUUUUGUUUAAUUUUUUUAAGGAUCAAAGCCAAGGAACAGGAGUUCUCUUGUGCCAUGUAACGUAUAGAAUUUACUUGUUAUAUCUAUGCCAAACUGUAGAUAAAACUUAAGUUAAAGGUUAUUAAACUUUGUCUUACGAAACUGUGUACUUGCUAAAUGCCAAAGCACACAAAGACUAUUAGACUCUUUUAAGAAAUGCUUUUUAUCAUUUAUUGUUUAUCGUUUAAUAAAGUCUUACUGUUAUUUGUAUUCUAAAA
Drosophila virilis is the source of this 3651-nucleotide messenger RNA. It is a transcript of the gene tef, whose product is annotated as teflon. The record is from RefSeq and is a predicted model, not a curated record. Lineage: Eukaryota; Metazoa; Arthropoda; Insecta; Diptera; Drosophilidae.